Messenger RNA from Gasterosteus aculeatus aculeatus (three-spined stickleback), 661 nucleotides. RefSeq names its product baculoviral IAP repeat containing 5b (gene birc5b). NCBI's taxonomy places the organism in Eukaryota, Metazoa, Chordata, Actinopteri, Perciformes, Gasterosteidae. The record is from RefSeq and is a predicted model, not a curated record.
UUUUCCAAUCAGUCGAGACCGAUAACACCUGUGAAGCGUCCGCGCGCCGCCAGCACGUGUUCACAUCGGCGACCACGGUGAACCGAGUCGAGCCUGUUUCCAGCGAAGGUUAUGGCCAGCGUCGAUGUUCUGUCCGCCAGGUUUGCCACUUAUGACAAAAUGUACAUGCACGAAGCACGUGAACAGAGCUUUGCAGACUGGCCGUUCAGGGAGGAGUGUAACUGCACACCUGAGAAGAUGGCCAAGGCUGGGUUUGUCCACUGCCCUAGUGAGAAUGAGCCUGAUGUCGCCUGCUGUUUCUUCUGUCUGAUCGAGCUUGAGGGCUGGGAGCCAGAUGACAAUCCUUGGACUGAACACUCAAAACGCUCCCCUGACUGUGGAUUCUUAACAAUGAAGAAAGACCUCACGGAGCUGACUGUGGCUGACUACUAUCGGAUGGAAAAGGAGAGGCUAAAGGUCUACCUUAAAAAGGUCUGUCAUAAGAAGAUGGCAUAUUUUCGGGAUGGCAUUGACCAUAUGUUGGAGAGCCUUACAUCUCAGUUGGACACUCUGACAUGAUUAAACUUCUUGUUUAUAUAUUGUUAUUGCCACACCGAUCUUGACUCAAUAGUUUUACGUAUUUGCAGUUUAUAAUAUCAAUAAAGUUGUGGGGAAUAUUGCA